Cryptotermes secundus is the source of this 1062-nucleotide messenger RNA. RefSeq names its product 39S ribosomal protein L47, mitochondrial (gene mRpL47). Bases 67 to 861 code for a protein of 264 amino acids. Gene Ontology annotation, cellular component: mitochondrial large ribosomal subunit; mitochondrial ribosome. The transcript has 6 exons. Gene Ontology annotation, molecular function: structural constituent of ribosome. Lineage: Eukaryota; Metazoa; Arthropoda; Insecta; Blattodea; Kalotermitidae. The record is from RefSeq and is a predicted model, not a curated record. Gene Ontology annotation, biological process: mitochondrial translation.
CGUUGGGGAAGAUGGGGGUUUGGUUGAUGAUAGGAAGUGCGUAAUGCUUUUCCGAAUUUUAAAAAGAUGGCAGGAAUAAUUAAUGUUACAAAGACUUUAAAUAGUAUGUGUAAGAUCUUUUCGUCUAUGUCGGUAACAAAUUUGUUGAAAACAAAAUAUGUUCCAAGAAGCAGUUCUGCAGUAUGUUCAUGCUUAUAUUUCCAUGGAACUGCAGUGAAACAUGAUUUAAUGGAGUUUUUUGAUGAUAAAAAGAACUGGGGAGAAAGUGAAGUUAAAGUUGGCAGAUCAUGGAAGAAGGAAGAACUCCGAAUCAAGAGUAAUUCAGACCUACAUAAAUUAUGGUUUGUGCUGCUAAAGGAAAAGAACAUGCUGCUUACAAUGGAACAUGAAUGCAAAGAACAAGUGGAACUGUUCCCUAAUCCUGAGAGAAUAGAUAAAGUGGAAGAAAGCAUGAGUAAUUUGGAAGCUGUUGUGAGGGAGAGAAAUGAAGCUUACUUUAUGCUGGAAACAGGACAGACUGGUGAACGACCAGUCUGUAGAAGAAAGGGUUCUGUAGGUUUGAUGUACUAUCAGCUGAUGAGUGAGCACAUUAUACCACGUUUCAUGAAUAAGAAGUGGCAACAGGACUAUAAAUCUUAUGGUCAUACUCGUGAUUCCAGGGAAUUUUUGAAGCUUUACAGAGAAAAGUUGUUUCUUGAAAAGAGAAAAGCUCGGAACCGGGAACGCAACCAUGUAAUGGGACUCAUGAAGAGGUUCCCUAACUUAGAUUUGCAAGCUGUGAAGGAGCAGUUCCCUUCUGUAGACAUUGAGAAGAUACGCUACCACAAGAAGACUCGUGGUCAUCGUGAGAAUAUCUGCUGACAGAUUUAUAAUUUCAUUGUACAGUGAUUUCACUAUACACCAUACAUAUAUGAUAGUUGCUGUUUUUAUUUAUUCAACCUGUAUUCCAUGUUCUGGGGAACUCUUCACUCGUUUUGGUGGGUUGUAAAUUUAUUGCAUAUGUUUCACUGUGUCAUAUAUGUAGUAUAUAUGAGAAAGCUGAAAAGAAUUGUUCUAAAAAUU